Molecule: messenger RNA, 1896 nt
Organism: Choloepus didactylus (southern two-toed sloth)
Lineage: Eukaryota; Metazoa; Chordata; Mammalia; Pilosa; Megalonychidae
Product: rac GTPase-activating protein 1-like
Biological process (GO): signal transduction
Source: RefSeq, a predicted model, not a curated record
AUGGAGACUAUGAUGAUGAAUUCGCGGAAUCUGUUUGAGCAGCUUGUGCGCCGGGUGGAGAUUCUCAGUGAAGGAAAUGAGCUCCAAUUCAUCCAGUUGGCAAAGGACUUUGAGGAUUUCCAUAAAAAGUGGCAGAGAACAGACCAUGAACUGGGUAGAUGCAAGGAUCUUUUGAUGAAAGCAGAGACUGAGCAUAGUGCUCUGGAUGUUAAGCUGAAGCAUGCACGCAAUCAGGUGGACGUAGAGAUCAAACGGAGACAGCGAGCUGAGGCUGACUGUGAAAAGCUGGAACGACAGAUUCAGGUGAUUCAAGAGAUGCUCAUGUGUGACACAUCUGGCAGCAUUCAACUAAGUGAAGAGCAAAAAUCAGCUUUGGCUUUUCUCAACAGGGGCCAACCAUCCAAUGGCAAUGCUGGGAACAAAAGACUAUCAACCAUUGAUGAAUCUGGUUCCAUUUUAUCAGAUAUCAGCUUUGACAAGACUGAUGAAUCACUGGACUGGGAUUCUUCUUUGGUGAAGACUUUCAAACUGAAGAAGAGAGAAAAGAGGCGCUCUGAUAGCCGACAAUUUGUUGAUGGUCCACCUGGACCUAUAAAGAAAACUCGUUCCAUUGGCUCCACAGCAGAUCCGGGGAAUGAAUCUAUAGUUGCAAAAACUACGGUGACUGUUCCCAAUGAUGGUGGGCCCAUCAAAGCUCUGUCCACGAUUGGUGUGCCAUAUUGGACCAGGAGCCGAAGGAAAACAGGUACUCUGCAACCUUAUAACAGUGACUCCACCCUGAGGAGCAGGCGGCUGGAGCCCAGAACUGAAACAGACGGUUCCAGCACUCCACAGAGUAACGGAGGGAUGCGCUUGCAUGACUUUGUCUCUAAGACGGUUAUUAAACCAGAAUCUUGUGUUCCAUGUGGAAAGCAGAUAAAAUUUGGCAAGCUGUCCCUGAAGUGUCAAGACUGUCGUGUGGUCUCUCAUCCAGAAUGUCGAGACAGCUGUCCCCUUCCUUGCAUUCCUACCCUGAUAGGAACGCCUGUCAAGAUCGGAGAGGGAAUGCUGGCAGAUUUUGUGUCCCAGACUUCACCAAUGAUCCCCUCCAUUGUUGUCCACUGUGUAAAUGAGAUUGAACAGAGAGGGCUUACAGGGACAGGCCUGUAUAGGAUCUCAGGCUGUGACCGGACAGUAAAAGAGCUGAAAGAGAAAUUCCUCCUAGUGAAAACUGUACCCCUCCUCAGCAAGGUGGAUGGCAUCCAUGCUAUCUGUAGCCUUCUGAAAGACUUCCUUCGAAACCUCAAAGAACCUCUUCUGAACUUUUGGCUAAAUAAGACCUUUAUGGAAGCAGCAGAAAUCACAGAUGAGGACAACAGCAUAGCUGCCAUGUACCAGGCUGUUGGUGAACUGCCCCAAGCCAACAGGGACACAUUACCUUUCCUCAUGAUUCACUUGCAAAGAGUGGCUCAGAGCCCAAACACUAAAAUGGAUAUUGCCAAUCUGGCCAAAGUCUUUGGCCCUACAAUAGUUGCCCAUGCUGUGCCCAAUCCAGACCUGGUGGCAAUGUUACAAGACAUCAAGCGUCAACCCAAGGUGGUAGAGCGCUUCCUUUCACUGCCUCUGGCAUAUUGGAGUCAGUUCAUGAUGGUAGAGCAAGAGAACAUUGAUCCUAUGCAUGUCAUCGAAAACUCCAAUGCCUUUUCAACACCACAGACACCAGAUGUUAAAGUGAGUUUACUGGGGCCUGUGACCACUCCAGAGCAUCAGCUCCUCAAGACGCCUGCAUCUAGCUCCCUGUCGCAGAGAGUCCGCUCCACCCUCACUAGGAACACUCCUAGAUUUGGGAGCAAAAGCAAGUCUGUCACCAACCUAGGAUGACAAGGCAGCUUCUUUGCUUUUCCAAUGCUCAAGUGA